UUUUGCAGUGAAAUUCAAAACAAUUUCUCUAUCGUUUAAAUUUAAUAUUCACGCCCACAUAUGGAAUCAAAAUACGAAACAAAAGAAUUCAAUAUGAGGGGCCUUUUGUCACUUGUUAUGCUGUUAGCUGCAAUGCUUGCAAUAACAAAAGCAUACCGCCCUAUUGUCCAGAGACCGCGACCAGGUCAGUCUGGAUUUCCUAGUUUUCCCGGACAAGGACCUUUUAAUCCAAAGCCACAACCAAGCCGCCGUCUUCGAAGAUCACCGGAAGACAAGAACAAAAUUACUGUUCAUGGACAGAAGGAAGGAGGUUCAACAUCAUACAAUAUAGAUUACGAGCGCAAACUUUACGAAAAUAAAUACGGCAGUAUCGGUGCAAAUGUCGGCGUCAACAAGAAUCCAUAUUCGAAGCCAGAAAGCCAUGUUGGAAUUGGCGGAACCUUCCAUUUUCGUUAAAGUCCCAGAUUACAAUAUACGCCGUCUAGAAUAUAAUUUUUCGGAACUGAAAUUAAUAUGAUAAGGCUCCUAGUUGCACCAAAUAGUAGACAUGUUAUCUUACAUUAUCAAGUGUUGUAAUAAUAAUGUGAAUAAUAAUGUGUUGUAUGUAUAUAUAUAUAUAUAUAUGUAAUUAAUAAUAUUCAGUUCACUACUUAGUAGCCACAAUCAAAAUCAUUCAGACUCAUUUUUCAUAAUUGUUACUGCAUAGA
Messenger RNA from Belonocnema kinseyi, 707 nucleotides. RefSeq lists its product as uncharacterized. The record is from RefSeq and is a predicted model, not a curated record. The transcript is spliced from 3 exons. Bases 61 to 456 code for a protein of 131 amino acids. Lineage: Eukaryota; Metazoa; Arthropoda; Insecta; Hymenoptera; Cynipidae.